AUGGUACCGUUUCCUAGACUUCAUUUCUUUAUGCCUGGAUUUGCUCCACUGACGUCAAGAGGAAGUCAGAAUUAUAGGGCUUUGACUGUGCCAGAAUUGACACAACAAAUGUUUGAUGCUAAGAAGAUAUCUAACAGUCGCAGCAAUAUUUCGAGGUCGAAUGAGUAUGAAAGAAGCAGAGAAAAUAAUACUAAUUCAAAAAUAUUUAAAAAAUUGAAGGUUGAUGAACAAAUGUUAAAUGUUCAAAACAAAAAUUCUUCAUAUUUUGUUGAAUGGAUUCCUAAUAAUGUAAAGACUGCUGUUUGUGAUAUUCCUCCAAGAGGUGUUAAGAUGGCUGCUACUUUUAUUGGAAACUCUACUGCUAUUCAGGAAUUGUUUAAGCGAAUAUCUGAACAAUUUACUUCUAUGUUCAGACGCAAAGCUUUUCUUCAUUGGUACACAGGCGAAGGAAUGGAUGAAAUGGAAUUUACUGAAGCUGAAUCUAAUAUGAAUGAUUUAGUUUCGGAAUAUCAGCAAUACCAGGAUGCCACUGCUGAUGAUGAAGGAGAAUUUGAAGAACAUGAAGAGCCGGAGCAUGAUAUUGAAUAGAUUUAAAAAAAUGCAAUGUAAUAAGAUAGAUAGAAAACCAAAUUAA
This is a messenger RNA of Meloidogyne enterolobii, 634 nucleotides long. The record is from the annotation of a GenBank genome assembly. Lineage: Eukaryota; Metazoa; Nematoda; Chromadorea; Rhabditida; Meloidogynidae.